Molecule: messenger RNA, 688 nt
Organism: Neomonachus schauinslandi (Hawaiian monk seal)
Lineage: Eukaryota; Metazoa; Chordata; Mammalia; Carnivora; Phocidae
Gene: TNFAIP8L1
Product: TNF alpha induced protein 8 like 1
Exons: 1
Coding region: 8-568 (186 amino acids)
Biological process (GO): negative regulation of TOR signaling; regulation of apoptotic process
Cellular component (GO): cytoplasm
Source: RefSeq, a predicted model, not a curated record
AGGGCCGAUGGACGCCUUCAGCACCAAGAGCCUGGCCCUGCAGGCCCAGAAGAAGCUCCUGAGCAAGAUGGCGUCCAAGGCCACCGUGGCCGUGUUCAUCGACGACACGAGCAGCGAGGUGCUGGACGAGCUGUACCGCGCCACCAAAGAGUUCACACGCAGCCGCAAGGAGGCCCAGAAGGUGCUCAAGAACCUGGUCAAGGUGGCCGUGAAGCUGGGCGUCCUGCUCCGCGGCGGCCAGCUGGACGGCGAGGAGCUGGCCCUGCUGCAGCGCUUCCGCCAGAGGGCGCGCCGCCUGGCCAUGACCGCGGUCAGCUUCCACCAGGUGGACUUCACCUUCGACCGGCGCGUGCUGGCCGCCGCCCUGCACGAGUGCCGGGACCUGCUGCACCAGGCCGUGGGCACGCACCUGACCGCCAAAUCCCACGGCCGCAUCAACCACGUCUUCGGCCACUUGGCCGACUGCGACUUCCUGGCGGCGCUCUACGGCCCCGCCGAGCCCUACCGCUCGCACCUGCGCCACAUCUGCGAGGGCCUCACCAGGAUGCUGGACGACGACAGCAUAUGACCUCUGGGCCUGGGUUUGCUGCGGGGGCGGGGGCGGCUCCAGAACCUCUUUUCUCCCGUCCAAUUCUGGCCAAAUCCCCAGGACAGGUGCCCGUCCCCUCGGAGAGGAUGCUAAUCCGUG